Acanthamoeba castellanii str. Neff is the source of this 2859-nucleotide messenger RNA. Its product is annotated as papain family cysteine protease. Lineage: Eukaryota; Discosea; Longamoebia; Acanthamoebidae. Bases 1 to 2859 code for a protein of 952 amino acids. Gene Ontology annotation, cellular component: lysosome. Gene Ontology annotation, molecular function: protein binding; cysteine-type endopeptidase activity. The record is from RefSeq and is a predicted model, not a curated record. The transcript has 17 exons.
AUGGCGGCUUCAUCUUUGGUCGCCGCACUGGCCCUGCUGCUGGUGCUGGUCGCGGCCGUCGGCUACUCCGAGGCCUACGGCGAGCCCUCCUCGGCUCGCCCGUCCUACCAGGAGCGCACCUUUGCUUCCCUCAUCAACGCCGCCCGCGUCGGGCCGGCGGGGUACCGCACCAACUACAUGACGGGCCUCACGACCACGGGCAUCCUCACCACUGCGGCCAAGGCCCCGCUCUACUUCGACCCCCUGCUGUCCCAGACCGCCCGCGCCCAUUCCACUGAUCUCACGACGUGCCACAAGGUGCAGUUCAACAGCUGCAACGGCCUGGCCUGGAGCACGCGUGUGCGCAACACCUACACCUGCACCUCGGGGUCCAUCGGUGAGAACCUGCAGGCGGCUUACUCGAACAAUCCCCUGAGCGCGGUCAACGACGGGCUCUGUGGAUGGACCCAGAAGGCCGACGGCAGCUACUACUGCUGCCCCGAUGGCGGAAAGAACACGGCGGGCCAGGCCUGCGAUGGCUCGCGAAACAUGUACCUGUCGCUGAGCUACACCCGUCUGGGCGUGGGCCUCGGCACCGACUCGACCAACGGCCUCUCCUACUGGACGACCGACCUGGGAUCGUGCAAUACCGAGACCUACGCCAAUCGGAUCGCUUCGGGCUCCCACAUCCUCCAGACCGGCAGCAAGACGCGGUUCUUCGCGGCGUACUGGGAUGCCUCGGGCGCGCCCCAGUCGGCUCAGGUGGUCGUCAACGGCGCGGCCUCCAACCUGGCCCUCGACACCGGCGUCGCUGGCAAGGGCAACUACUUUGUGCAGCUGGCGACGGGCACGGGGUGCAGGUCGUACUACUUCCAGUUCACGUCGGCAAGCGGCGGCGUCUAUCGCUACCCCGAGACCGGCUACUUCAACACCUACGGCGAGGGUGCCUGCGUAACCGAUUGGACCUCCACUCCCGUUGCGGGAACGACUGCCACCGUGCCCGGCGUGCCGCGGAGUGUGGCGAUCAGCAGCAUCGCGACCACCUCGGCUGUGGUCUCCUGGACCGCUCCCGCCACCAACGGCGGUAGCGUCGUCACCGGCUAUAACAUCAGCAUCACUGGUCCUGGCCAGACGUUCUCGUAUUCAACCACCACGCUCUCCAUCUCGGCCGCCUCGCUCUUGGCCGGAACGACCUACACCGUGAAGGUGCUCGCCAAGAACGCCCAGGGCUCCGGCCCGUGGACUGCCGGCAAGACCUUCAUCACGCUGGCUACCGCGGCCAGCCCGAGCGCGUCGCCCACGCGCAGCCCCACGCGCAGCCCGAGCGCCAGUCCCUCGCGCACUCCGAGCGCCUCCCCCAGUAAGGGCGCCACGCGCUCGCCGACGCCCAGCCCAGCAGCGGCUGCAGUGCCGGCGUCGUACAACUUCCACAGCCAGAGCGGGUGCUUCGUGGGCAUCAUGGACCAGGGCCAGUGCGGCAGCUGCUACGCCUUCUCGACGGCGGCCGCCGCCUCCGACCGUCUGUGCCUGGCGCAGAACACCAAGCGCGUCCUCUCCCCGCAGGAGAUUCUCGAUUGCGGCAAGGGCAAGGCCUGGUUCGGCACCACCGGGUGCAAUGGAGGUGAUCCCUACCAGGCUGCGCUGUUGAUGAAGAACGGCUACCCGUCCAGCGACACGAUCGAACUCCAGGGCGGCUGUCGCCCGUACACCUGCUACAGCGGCUCCUGCUCCACCAAUCCCACCUGUUCCGCGACCUGCAAGGACGGUACGACGGCGACCAAGUACAAGGCCACCGGAGCGACGCGCAUCAGCGGCGUCGAUAACAUGCGCCUGGAGAUCUACAACAACGGCCCGAUCACGGCGGGCUACGACAUCUGCAACUCGUUCUACACCUUCUUCAACGACGCCAACAACGCCGGCAAGGUCUACUCCACGGCCUGCUCCAGCUCCUCCUCCGACUACAUGGGCGGCCACGCCGUCAGCAUCGUCGGUUGGGGCACGGACGCGAACGGGGUUGCGUAUUGGCUGAUCGCGAAUUCGUGGGACACGUGGUGGGCCGACGCGGGCUACUUCCGGAUCAAGCGGGGCGUCAACCUGUGCGGCAUCGAGAACUACGUCUCGGCGCCGGUCAUCGCGCGCACGGCCAAGCGGUUCGGCGGCGUCACGGUGGUCGACGAGCGCGACUUCUCGUCGUCGUCGUCCUUCAACACCGGCCAGGCCGUCACCGUCGACUCUUCCAACGAAUUCGUCCAACGCAGCUCGCAGCUGGUGCUGGACCAGUGGUUCCUGAACAACGGCGGCGCCAACAACAACGCCAGCGUCGACCCGAGCCAGUUGGCGGCCACCGGCAAGCGCGCCGAGGUGCCGCCACCGAGCCUGACCACCGGCUCCAGCUACUCGGUGUCGGGCGUCAACUCGGCCACGGUCCAGGUCACGGCCGGCCAGAACGUGUUCGUCGACAUUGUCGCCACCGACGGCGUCAACACGGUCAACCUGGUGUCGACAGUUAGCUUCGGCGCGGGCGGCGAGGCCAGUUCGGUGGCGGUCGUCACCGUCGCGGGCGGAGGCGCCGGCGGGCUGGGCGCGGGCGCGAUCGCGGGCAUCGUCGUGGGCAGCGUGGUCGGUGCGGUCCUGCUGGCCGCACUCACCACGGCCGUCGUGGCGGGUGUCGUGGCCGUGCGACGCAUGAAGUCGCGCGACACCAUCCAAGAGCACGCCGACGAGAUGGAGGAAGUGGCGCCAGCUGCGGUCUCUGUGGAGCCGCAGGCUGAGGAGGUGGUGGACAAGAAGGCGAACAGGACGACGUGGUUCGUCAGACGCCUCAUGUUCCAGUCCAUCACCGCCCGCUCGCCGCCGAUCAAACUGGACGAGGACAACUAA